Aspergillus pseudotamarii is the source of this 1296-nucleotide messenger RNA. Its product is annotated as anaphase promoting complex subunit DOC1. The transcript has 2 exons. Gene Ontology annotation, cellular component: anaphase-promoting complex. Lineage: Eukaryota; Fungi; Ascomycota; Eurotiomycetes; Eurotiales; Aspergillaceae. The record is from RefSeq and is a predicted model, not a curated record. The coding region runs from base 1 to 1296 and encodes 431 amino acids. Gene Ontology annotation, biological process: protein K11-linked ubiquitination; anaphase-promoting complex-dependent catabolic process.
AUGCCUCGCCAUCACCAUCUCCUCCGCCGGCACCCCGCUGCUCCAGAAGAAUCACCCUCUGAGUCCACUCAACAACGCCCAAGUAGGUCACGACUGGGCCAACAUGCAGCGGCACAGUCUCAAUUCCAGACACCGCCGGCGCAAGGCAUCCCCCAGCUACAUCCCUCAUCGGGGCCCAUCGAACCAGCCGAACCAGCUCAUCCAGCCGCCGCCGCCCAGGCGGCUCUCUUCUCCCUAUUUGGCCGAGGAGUCGCAGGACGUCCACGGGCACAGAUGAUGGAAGAUGACGAGGAGGAAGAAGACGACAGUCAAUUCGAAGACGAAUACGAGCACGAUGAAUACAACUCCCAAGAGAACGCGGAUCACGAAGCCCAACUCUCCGAAGAGGACAUGGAGGGGAUGGUCGAGGACGACCUAGAAGUAAUAGACGAGGACGAAGACGAGAUCAUGCACGAUCGAGCAAGAUCGCCAUCGCCGCUCCCCAGCAACCUCCGAGAAAUAUCCUCGCUCGCCUCGUGGACCGUUUCAACUCACAAGCCCGGUUGCGGCGUUUCGGCCCUGCGACACCCCUCGCCGACACAGUAUUGGCAAUCUGACGGCCCACAGCCGCACACGCUUACUCUACACUUCUUCAAGCUGGUCGCGGUGGUUAAAAUCCGGGUAUACCUCGACUUUGACCUGGACGAGAGUUACACACCCACGAAGAUGACGUUUCUUGCCGGCAUGGGCGGGAACGAUCUCGUUGAGUUUGCGACGUGGGAAGACGAGACGCCGUGUGGGUGGGUCGAUGUACCGUUAGAAGGCGUGGGCGGACGGGACGGAGGAUGGGUGCGGAAGAAGCGACAAAAUCGAGCGCGGAAGGGCGGGAAGGGGAAGUCCUCGGCAUGGCCGGACUACAUGUUUUCUGAUACGGAGAAUCCGGCGGAGUUCAACCUGGCUGCGUACGAAGAUGACGAUGAGGAGACUACCAUCGAAGAUGACGAGGAUGAUCCGUACGCGGGGAGCGUGCUCAAGGCGAUGGUGAUCCAGAUGCGUGUGAUGGAGAAUCAUCAGAAUGGUAAGGACACCCAUGUGCGCGGGUUCCAGGUCUUUGCGCGGGACGACGAGCGUCGGCGGAUUGGCAAUGCGCCGUCCGCUUCUGCUGAUGGGAGGAUCCGGAGGCAUAGUAUGCGGAAGUCGCUUCGCGGAGCGGCGGAUGAUGGGACGGAUGGGCAUGGUAUCCAUGGGGAUGCGAACCCGGAAAAGGUUGCUGCGCUAGAAGAGCCCGAUUGGAUGGGGGAGCCUGUCAUUCGCUAG